This is a messenger RNA of Iphiclides podalirius (scarce swallowtail), 624 nucleotides long. The record is from the annotation of a GenBank genome assembly. NCBI's taxonomy places the organism in Eukaryota, Metazoa, Arthropoda, Insecta, Lepidoptera, Papilionidae.
AUGCCAUACCUUUCAAUAGGUAUUUGGAUUUAUGUAAAGCUCGAUGUUGAGCAACGUUUCGCAAAACGCUUCUGCGCCUCCGCCGACUACAAUACCGUGACAACUGUUGAAGGUAGCUCUUUAGCCUACAACGUGCAAAGAGAGGCGCCUUAUUACAAUGGGCCUAAUGAUCCGUACCCGAUUGUGUACAACUACAACGUUCCUCAGGAGCAUUCGCAGAGGCUCUUCUGGGGUAGCGGUCAGGGGAGUAACCAAGUGGGCGGCACAGGAUUUUGGGCGACAUUGACCAAUAAGUUUCCCUUCUUAGGCAACAUGUUCGGUCGUAUGGAAUUACCAAGAGAAUACGGCGUACCGAGUCAGUUUAAUAAUCCUAUUCAGUACUCCUUGCAAGAUUUCUACCAGGGAAGAGUGUACCAGCCCGGUUUCGGCCAAAGAGUGCCAUUCAGCAGGGAUGUGGCCGUCACUGAUGACGCAGUUAUCGUGACCCCACCUCAAGUUCCGAUAGCUCCGCAGCCUUUACCAGCACCGGUUCCCCAGCCAGCCCCAGUGCCACAGCCGCAGCCGUCCCCGGGCUAUCAUUACGAUAAGCCCACAAAUAGACUGGAACUGCCACAGAAGUAUUAC